Brachypodium distachyon (stiff brome) is the source of this 1806-nucleotide messenger RNA. RefSeq names its product tRNA (carboxymethyluridine(34)-5-O)-methyltransferase. Gene Ontology annotation, biological process: tRNA wobble uridine modification. Gene Ontology annotation, cellular component: cytoplasm; nucleus. Gene Ontology annotation, molecular function: tRNA binding; S-adenosylmethionine-dependent methyltransferase activity. The record is from RefSeq and is a predicted model, not a curated record. NCBI's taxonomy places the organism in Eukaryota, Viridiplantae, Streptophyta, Magnoliopsida, Poales, Poaceae. The coding region runs from base 231 to 1373 and encodes 380 amino acids. The transcript is spliced from 3 exons.
UCUCCGCCGUCUCCGAGCGCCUCUCUCACCGCCCCCCCCCCCCCCCCCCCCUCCCGACCACCUCUUGCUCCCGCCUGGCUCACCCACCGCAGGCAAGCUGCUAGCAGCGGUCCUUCUCGCCGUGUCCUCCCUCCACGCCGGCAGCAGGAGAGGGUCGGUCGGCGGGUCAUACGCGGCGGCGACUGGGUCCCGGUGGAGCGUGGCCUAGCGACAAGCUUCUGCAUCGUUGUAUGAUCCAAAUAUUUUCGAGGAUAGCAGCAAAGAGCACUCGCCGACUCAUCUCUGCAUCUAACCCGCAUAGUUCAAUCCUUCAUCGUGAAGAAUUCUCUUGUUGGAAUCCAACCUCUCGAGGUAUUAGCACCAACGACUCCAUGAGGUCGGAUGAGAAUUUGGAAGCUCAGGACGCAUCCCUUCCUGAAGGGAAGAACCACAGCUGCUCCCCUGGUGUCCAGUCCACUCCAGACAUCGAGAAGAAGUACGUGCACUGCGUCUACGAUGCUAUAGCUCCUCAUUUCAGCUCCACGCGGUUCGCCAAAUGGCCCAAGGUCGCGGGGUUCUUGAACUCGUUGAGGCCAGGGUCUGUCGUGCUGGAUGCGGGUUGUGGCAAUGGCAAGUAUUUGGGCUUCAAUGCUGAAUGCUUCUAUGUAGGCUGUGAUAUAAGCCCUCCGCUGAUAGAGAUUUGCGCGGGGAGGGGGCAUGAGGUGUUUGUUGGAGAUGCCGUCAACCUCCCAUAUAGGGAAAAUGUUGGUGACGCCGCGAUCUCAAUAGCAGUGUUGCAUCAUUUGAGUACCGAGGAUAGGCGGAGGAAAGCCAUAGAAGAGUUGAUCCGUGUUGUGAAGAGAGGUGGUCUUGUGCUGAUUACUGUCUGGGCUGUGGAGCAGGAAGACAAGUCACUUCUUAACAAGUGGACUCCCUUAUGUGACAAGUAUAAUGAAGAGUGGGUUGAUCCUAGCAGUCCUCCGGUGCGUAACCAAUCAGCUACCAUGCUAGAUAGCAUUGAAGAGAAUGAUGAAGACACGGGCAUCACGAAGCAAACAGAUGAUGAGAUGAAAAGACGUUAUGAUGGUAUGGAUGAUAAGACCACUGCACUUUGUAGUAAUUCUAUUGAUGAGCAUGACAAAACCCAGCAGGAGUACUUUGUUCCUUGGCAUCUACCAUUUCACCGAGCUGAAAUUAGUGGUGCAUCUGCUGCUGCUCUUCAAAAUGGAUUUGCAAAGAAAGAUGAUAAGAAGGGUACUGUUGUCUACAACCGCUAUUACCAUGUCUUUGUUGAAGGGGAACUUCAAAGGUUAGUUGAUGGGAUGAAAAAUGCAGCUAUCGUUGACCAAUUCUACGACAAAUCCAACUGGUGCAUAGUUCUCGAGAAGCUUUGAGCUGCAGACAAAAUGAUGGAGAGAAUGUCAUCUGGAGUCCUGACCUUUGUGUUGUAGGACCGUCAGUUAGACUGAGGCUGAGCACACAGUUUUGAGCUCGAAAAUGUAUGGGGCUGAGUGGCUGGCACAGUUUUCUCAGUUGAACAGAUCAUUGAGAAUGCAGUAUGCACUUCGCUUCUUGUAGCUGAAGAUCAGUUCUUUUGCUUGUUAUUAUCUUCAUUGGCAUCAUCUUGCUUCAUCUUCAUGGGUGUCAUGAAUCAUGGCUCGUGUCUUGUCAGGACUGCUCAAUAUUUCCAGGGCCGUCUGACUUGCAGAAGUUUUGUACUAUCUUCCAUACUAUCAAUCUCGUGAAUUGGCAUGAUUGCUUGCACUAUUGUCAUGGAGUAUCUCUUGUAUAAUGGAACACAUUUUAAUGAAGUGAGCGCUGUCAUAA